Molecule: messenger RNA, 957 nt
Organism: Adineta ricciae
Lineage: Eukaryota; Metazoa; Rotifera; Eurotatoria; Adinetida; Adinetidae
Source: the annotation of a GenBank genome assembly
AUGACGACAACGAAUUUCCAUGCGAAGUCAACUGCACUUGAAGUAAUUAAAGGGCUGAAUGCAAACUUAGAAGGAAAACUUGUUGUAAUUACCGGUGGUACAUCAGGUAUUGGUGUUGAAACUGCUCGAGCACUAGCAACAGCCAAUGCACAUGUGAUUAUAACAGCACGCGAUAUGACUAAAGGUGCAGAAGUUGUUGCAGAUUUGAAAAAAUCAACAGGCAAUGAUAAAACCGAAGUCAUGGAACUAGAUUUGAAUUCGUUGCAAUCAGUCCGAAAUUUUGUUAAUCAAUUUCGAGCUCGUAAUUUACCUAUUAAUAUUCUUAUUUGUAAUGCGGGAAUUAUGGCGUGUCCAUACUCGAAAACAGUCGAUGGAUUUGAAACACAAUUUGGCGUUAAUCAUCUCGCUCAUUUUCUGCUGGCAACAAGUCUCGUACCUGAGUUGAAGGCUGGUAAGCCGUCACGUCUUGUCGUCGUGAGUUCAAUCGCCAAUAGACGCGGUGGAAUCAAUUGGGAUGAUAUCAAUUGGGAGAAGAGUUAUGAUAAAUGGGUUGCUUACGGUCAAAGCAAAACAGCAAACAUUCUCUUUGCUAAACAAUUCAAUAAACUAUAUUCAUCCGAAGGCGUUCAAGCGUACGCUCUACAUCCUGGUGGUAUUAUGACUAAUUUAGUGAAAUACGUACCUGUUGAAGAGCAAAAAGCAAUGGGUUGGUUUAAAGAAGAUGGUACUUUAGUUGAUAGAUUUAAAAACGUUGAACAAGGUGCCUCGACAAGUGUUUAUGCUGCUUUGGCACCUGAACUUGAUAAUCAUGGCGGUGAAUAUUUAGAAAACUGUGCUGUAAGUCGAGGAGUUAACACAGAUCCGACACAAUUUUGGGGCAUGGGACCGCAUGCAAUAGACAUGGAAGCAGCUGAACGCUUAUGGAAACUGAGCGAAGAAAUGGUUGCAUCAAAAUAA